Dendroctonus ponderosae (mountain pine beetle) is the source of this 556-nucleotide messenger RNA. RefSeq lists its product as uncharacterized. The transcript has 2 exons. Lineage: Eukaryota; Metazoa; Arthropoda; Insecta; Coleoptera; Curculionidae. The record is from RefSeq and is a predicted model, not a curated record. Bases 84 to 500 code for a protein of 138 amino acids.
UUGAACAUGGACAUCUUGCCCAGUCUCAAUCCAGACCUCGUCUUAUGCGAAUUGCCAUAAAAUGCCAAUAAAUUGCCCGAAAAAUGGAUAUCGACGCUGAGUUAAUGUUCGAGUGCCUCAUCUACCUCAAUCUCUUUUACUUUCCGGUCUUUGCCACCUGCGAAACCGUAAUGACUAUAGCAAAAUACAAAAGUAUUAUCGACACCCCGUAUAUUGGGCAAGACGCCGCAGUAGUUUUCACACGUUUGGUAUCGGAACUUACCAAGAUUUUGCUCUACAGGAAAUUUAAGGAAGAAAAAAGGAAUUUGGUAACUGGAAUUGCAGUGUUUUUCACUUGCAUCACAAUCUCCGGGCUGGUUUACACAUUUUUCAUUCAGAAUCCCGUUCUAAAGCUGGAACACAUCCUGAAUUCUCUCACCGUAAUUCUGGCCCUUACUGAAGUCGGCUUUGGAGUGUUGCAGCUGGCGCUUAAAUGUUUCAGAAAGAAUCCGUACUAUUAACGUUUAUGUUUCCUUUGUGCAAAUUCAACCAGAAGAAAUAAACGCAUUUUUUUCAA